UAUACUCGGAUACCAGCUACGUGUCAAGCUUCCCACAUUUGUCAAACUUGAUUCCAAUCUUAAAAAAAACAGAGAGAAAAGAAAAUGGCUGCCAACGAAGAAGUCGGCAUAUGCCUGAGUAUUUCGUCUGAACAUAAAGAUGCUGAGAAAUCGUCUGCUUAAUGGAAUUAUCGUCUGCUACAACUCCCCGCUGAACUCGUUCAACACCAUAUCGUAUGACCUUUGACUCGCGUAUCUUCGUACUCCCACCAAAGAUAAUCUUUAUCCAACUCACGAGAUUUACUUUACGUCAGAAAGCGUCAAUUCAAAGUAGCAACGAUUGAACUAUUAUACGUCUCACAAUAUGGUUUCAAUUUAUCAAUGCAUCGAGACCCACUUGUGAAAACCUGUUUUGAGGUGGCUUCCUUUCACAAACAAACAAAAAACCAACACUCAGAAAAAAACGAAAAAAAAACAUGGCUUCAAACAUUCUCGACUGCACGUCGUGUGGAAACUUAUUCGUGGCGUUUGCGGCAGUGACUGGUUUUGCAGAGUUGAAAAGUCGACGCGGUCUGGAGUACGUGUUUGUGGUGGAGGUCUUUUGGUCCGACAAGAGAACCACGUACAUAAAGAGAACGUACAAAGACUUUCUCAGGUUUUACAGGCUUCUUUUUAACAAGUUGAAAACGAAAGCCGCUGAUCCCGACACUGGGUGGAGACGCAUACCCAGGCUUGAAGGGCGGAAGUGGUUCAGACGAAAUAACCGUGGUUUAGCCGAAAUUAGAGAACUGGAAUUGCACCACUUUGUUGGAGAUCUAUUACGAAUACACCCCCAGGUGGCUUCUGACCCUGUCGUGGUUGACUUCUUUGAACAGCGACCCACUGAUCCGUGUCCGUACAAAGAACCGUGUUAUGAUAUCGAUGAGGAUCUGUUUUCUAAUAUACCGAUAAACAGCUGAUGUGGUCAACAACAACAAUUGACAGAACAAAGAAUGACCAAAAAGCAGAGAUGGGGAACAGAUUCCAUAGAUCCAUGGCCCCAGAUUUUGGAAGCUAUCUUAGUGCAACGAUAUCGUAAAACGGUCGUAGGAUAUGGCAUUCGACGUUGUGACGUCAUAGCUUACGACGGUUUUACGAAAUCGUAACGCUAAUAUAGCUUCGAAAAUAUGUAGCCACUGAUUAUUAUAUUGGGAUUUUUUUUUCGGUUACACUGGAUGCGUUGCGUGCGUGCGUGCUACCCCACACGCUCGGAUCAUUUCUUACCUACCCAUUGGUGAGAACAUGAUUCGUUAUUUAUGAUAUCCAGAGGCGGAUUUAAGGGGAGGGGUUAGGGUCCCGCCCCCCCCCCCUAAAUUGUGCGACAGUUAUAAUUUUAUUAAAUAUUAAUUUUUAUGCCCACUCCAAACCUUCCCCAAAGUUCCCUUAGCAUUCCGCUUCAUGCCAUUGGGGCCCCCCCCCUAAAUAGAUUUUCUGGAUCCGCCACUGAUAUAUGUAAAUACUACUCAAGCGUGCUGUCGGUUUAAAGAGUGGGCACUCAAGUAGUAAAUUCUCUAUGUACAACCAGUUUGGAUUUCGUAUUCAUCUAAACUGAGGCAUGACAAUUGUUUGCAAUUCUUUUGACGAGAUGAGCAAUUUACACCAGCUGUGUUCCAACCGCAAUUAAUAGAUAACACGCUGCUUUUUGUGUGUUUUUAUAUUAAACCUAUUGAAAUAAGGGCAUAAAGGGCGCUUUAAACAUGUGUUUAUAAGUUAUGUAUCUGCGGUUGUUAUAUUUAUUAUGGGUGUGUAUGUAGUAAUGCAUUAGAUAUUAGUUGUUUUGAAAAUUUUAAAGAAUGUACAAACAAUUAUUUUGA
This is a messenger RNA of Gigantopelta aegis, 1832 nucleotides long. Its product is annotated as SH3 and PX domain-containing protein 2A-like. Gene Ontology annotation, molecular function: superoxide-generating NADPH oxidase activator activity; phosphatidylinositol binding. The transcript has 4 exons. The record is from RefSeq and is a predicted model, not a curated record. Lineage: Eukaryota; Metazoa; Mollusca; Gastropoda; Neomphalida; Peltospiridae. Bases 456 to 938 code for a protein of 160 amino acids. Gene Ontology annotation, biological process: superoxide anion generation.